Messenger RNA from Electrophorus electricus (electric eel), 3133 nucleotides. The record is from RefSeq and is a predicted model, not a curated record. Lineage: Eukaryota; Metazoa; Chordata; Actinopteri; Gymnotiformes; Gymnotidae.
CUCCAUUCAGCAGCAGUAAUAGUGAUCGGGGAACCUUGCCACCUCUACAGAAUGCAUUACAAGUACACAGAGGGCUGAGGUUCCUAAUUCCAGUGCUGUGCCUUGACUUCAACACAUGAAGGAAGACACUAAUGUUUGCCUUUUCUGGGAUUCAAGCAUUUACUGCCAGCGACUUUUCUCUUUCUUUAUAGCCAGCCUCACACUGUACUAUUGUACUAUUUUUUGGGGGAAAAACUCCUUUAUCACACUUGUGUCUCGCUCCCUACCGUCAUCACAAAAUGCACAGCCACAAGUGGGGAACGCACUUGAUCAGAGCCCUGUAGCAUCUUUGGCAGGGUUCUUGUUUGGUAGUGGACUAAUCCAUGGAAUUCAGGACACUGGCCAAUAUCACGCUGGAAUGAGCCAGCACUUAGUGGACGCCUUUGUGGAAAGUCCACGUGGGGAGCUACAGGUGGAACUUGCCUGUUGUGAUGGAAAAUAUUAUUUGAUCAUGUAUUAUCGUGUACCACACUGUAAACAGGAGGCUGCGACAAUGAAUGAGGUGGGGCAUCUCACACUCACAAUGAACCUACUGGAGGUGCAUCUUGAGUUUCAGCACCCUGGCCAGACCCCUGACCCACCUGCUCUGAGGGAAGGCCAACUGCCUGAAGUGGACACCAGAGACUGCUGAAACAUUCACGACACCGAUGAGGGCCUUCACCAGUGCGCUGGUGCUGCAGCAGCCUGAGCCAAGGCAGCCUUUUGUCAUAAAGAUUGACACCUCUAAUGUGAGUAGAAGCCAUGCUGUCUCAACGGGCAAGGACGCCCCAGGAAGCUGAUGGCGGCUGAGAGAAACUAUGGAGUCGGCGACAGAGAGUUGUUGGCCAUGAAGCUGGCCUUCUAGGAAUAUACAACCUCUGGCUAGAGGGAGAGUGGCACCCCUUCACGGUCAUUACAGAUCAAAAAAACCUGGAGUACCUACAAACAACAAAGUGGAUGAACUCCAGACAAGCCAGGUGGUAUGUGUUCCUCUGAACAUCACAGUAGGUUGCACAUCCAUCUACCUUCCCCAGCUAACGGACAGGUUCCUGUAGCUUUACUGCCAGGAGCACCCUGAAAUGUGGUGCUCCUACCUGCCCUGGGAAGAAUAUGCUCAGAACACUCUCUGCCAUACAGAGAUGAAGCUUACCCCUUUUGAGUGUGCUUUUCGUUUCCAGCCCCCUCUCUACAUGUGGACCCAAAUUAUCCUUUUAACUCAAGGAAUAUAUUUAUGAUGCUUAUUAUUAUGAAACAUGUAAACAUUGGAUUAUCAAUAUGGCACAUGACCAAAUUAUUUAAAAAUGUAAAGAAUGUAAAAUAACAAUAUAAGAUGAAAUCAUAGAUACACUUGACUGCUGAUUAAUGUAAUUAAAUGUUUGGCCUCAAACCUUCUCUCGUCUUCACUGUGUGUUUUUCUUGUUUCCAUGUAGCAACAGAACCUCCUAUUCACACUACUCUGGUUGGAUAAAAAGCCCCACCCUCUGUCAUAUUAACCCUGCUUUCUUUUCUCCUCCUCGUCUCUGUCAGCGUCUCUCACAUGCCCUGAAGACAGCGUCCUGCACCCAGGUCAAACUGCUGGCUCCUGUCAGCAAAGAAAUCAAACUUUUGUGGACUAAGACCGUACUCUCUGAAGAGUUAAAAGAAAACUAAAUGGAGCCAACAUUUGCCCCAUGUAAUGUGACUGCAUCUACUCUCAUGCAAAGUAUAAACAUCACCAAAGGAAGUCAAAAACCAGACCCAACAUAUAUAAAGCCCAUCAACCUAAUCUUGUACACAGCAGUGUUUCUACUUGGCACAGUUGGCAAUAGCCUAGUCAUUUAUGUCACAGGCUACAAGAUGAAGACAACAGUCAAUUCCAUUUGGUUUCUCAACCUGGCUGUGGCAGACCUCCUGUUCACAUCUUUUUUAGUACUGAACAUUGUGUCUCUCUUUAAUAAUCAUGAUUGGCCCUUUGGUUUCUACAUGUGCAAAUUUCAUACCUUGGUAUCUGUACUCAACAUGUUCACUAGCAUUUUCCUGCUGACAGGUAUCAGUCUUGACCGCUGCCUGUCUACAUGGGUGGUCAUUUGGGUCCACAACAAACGUACCCCAAACAAAGCUAGGAUCGCAUGCUUCCUUAUAUGGACGGCAGGCAUAAUGUGCAGCAUCCCCUUUGUUAAAUACCGCCAAUUGUUCCCAUACACUCAUGCUACAUACUGUGGCACUAAUGCCACAGCUGAAGUGAAAAGGAAUCUGGCCACAUUCCGAUUUGUGGCUGGCUUCUUCAUUCCAUUCAUCAUCAUCAUCUGUUCAUAUAUUGCGAUUGGAGUGAAGGCUAGACGCCUCAAGAGGCAGAACAGGCUAAAGCCUUUGCGAGUCAUCUUGACUGUGAUACUCGCCUUCUUUCUGUGCUGGUUUCCAUUCCACAUCCACCAGUUCUGCAUCCUCCGAGGGAACAGCAGUAUGGCCACAAGUGUACUUAUAACCAUGGGACCAUUUCUGGUGAGCCUGGCAUACUUGAACAGCUGCCUCAAUCCCAUCCUAUACGUGUUCAUGUGCAAGGAGUGCAAGACCACAUUGAAGACGUCCGUGCUGCUUGUAUUGGAGAAGGCGCUCACUGAGGAGCACCUGGCCCUCUUCAGCUCUCGCCGCUCAACCACUUCAAGCUACUCAGAGAUCCUGAUGAAGAGAAAUGAUACUGGUACUGUCCUUGUCAGCCAGCUAGACAGAACCACAUCUUCAGAGGAUAAAAGCAAUGUACUUUCAUGAAUUUAGUUGAAUGCAUUUCUGAAUAAAUACAUCACACCAUUUAUAUGUUGAAAGUAAUAUUCAGAGGACACCGAGUAAAAGUAUUACUUAGCAGAGCAGUGAUGCAAUCCACAUCUUAUGGACUGGUUUGGGUAGUGUGGUUUUAUGUUCACAAUUAACCCCCCCCCCCCCCCACACACACACACACACACACACACACACACACAAACAAUCUUAGCUUUGGCUGUAUUUUUCAAGCAUUUUAUACUAUAAAAUGGGAAUGAAGGUUACCCCACUUUACUGUAAUCUUAAAAUGCAUCUCUGGCCAGUCCUUUGUAAGUUAUUGUAUACAGUUAUAUUAGCCUAUAAAAAUACAUUUUAUAUGUGG